UAAGAAUAACUACGAACACUUAAAUAUGAGCAGGCAUGUUCUAAAAUGCUCUACAUAUCUUAACUCAUUUAAUCCUCACAAUCAUCCCAUGAGGUAGGUAUUGUUGUUGCCCCAUUUUAUAUAUUUAGGAAACUGAGUCACAGGAUAAGUAAUUUGCCCAAGUUUACUUAGUUUAUGAAUUUCAAGCUUUUGGCCCUGCUCUUACAGCACACUAUAAUGCCUUUCACAAUUUCAGAUGCUGUAUAAAGUUCAAAUCAAGGAAGGACUGUGAAGUGUCCAUUGGAUUUGGCAUUUAAGAGACUUGCAACAAAAAUUGCAGAAGUAUUGCAAUGAACUCCCAUGUAUCCUUCUACUAACUUACGGUGAUGGCUACCAGAUUUCUCCAUUAUGAAGCUUCUCUUUCCCUUCGUAUUGGGCCUUAUACAUACAGACUGUUCUACAGCCAGAUUUUUUUCACUUAGCAGUAAAUCUCGACAUUGGUCCAUGUCAGUACCUGCAGAUGCACCUCAUUCUUUCUAACUGGUCAUGUAGGAAAUUGCAAAUCAUGUGAAGAUGGGACUCCUGGUAUUUGUACGUAAUCUGCUGCUAGCCCUCUGCCUAUUUCUGGUACUGGGAUUUCUGUAUUAUUCUGCAUGGAAGUUACAUUUACUCCAGUGGGAGGACUCCAAUUCAGUGGUUCUUUCCUAUGACUCCGCUGGACAAACACUAGGCUCAGAGUAUGAUCGGUUGGGCUUCCUCCUGAAGCUGGACUCUAAACUACCCGCUGAGUUGGCCACCAAGUACGCAAACUUUUCAGAGGGAGCUUGCAAGCCCGGCUAUGCUUCAGCUUUGAUGACCGCCAUCUUCCCCCGGUUCUCCAAGCCAGCACCCAUGUUCCUGGAUGACUCCUUUCGCAAGUGGGCUAGGAUCCGAGAGUUCGUGCCACCUUUUGGGAUCAAAGGUCAAGACAAUCUGAUCAAAGCCAUCUUGUCAGCCACCAAAGAGUACCGCCUGACCCCUGCCUUGGACAGCCUCAGCUGCCGCCGCUGUAUUAUCAUAGGCAAUGGAGGCGUCCUUGCCAACAAGUCUCUGGGAUCACGAAUUGACGACUAUGACAUUGUAGUCAGACUGAACUCAGCACCAGUCAAAGGCUUUGAGAAGGACGUGGGCAGCAAAACAACACUGCGCAUCACCUACCCUGAGGGCGCCAUGCAGCGGCCCGAGCAAUAUGAACGAGAUUCUCUCUUUGUCCUCGCUGGCUUCAAGUGGCAGGAUUUCAAGUGGUUGAAGUACAUCGUCUACAAGGAAAGAGUGCCCCUUCCCACCAAGGCCAAGUGCAGGCAGUGUCAAGUAGAUAGCGAGAGAGAGAGAAGACAAAAGUCAGGUCCAGAAAUUCAGAGUGCAUCGGACGGCUUCUGGAAAUCUGUGGCUACUCGAGUGCCCAAGGAGCCCUCUGAGAUUCGCAUCCUCAACCCCUAUUUCAUCCAGGAGGCAGCCUUCACCCUCAUCGGACUGCCCUUCAACAACGGCCUCAUGGGCCGGGGGAACAUCCCGACGCUUGGCAGUGUGGCAGUGACCAUGGCGUUACACGGCUGUGAUGAAGUGGCAGUCGCAGGCUUUGGCUACGACAUGAGCAUGCCAAAUGCACCCCUGCACUACUAUGAGACCGUGCGCAUGGCGGCCAUCAAAGAGUCCUGGACACACAAUAUUCAGCGAGAGAAAGAGUUUCUGCGGAAGCUGGUGAAAGCACGUGUCAUCACUGACCUAACCAGUGGCAUCUGAGGUGGGCCCAGCAUAUGGCCACAGAGGCCCAGGCACCACCAGGAGCAAGCAGCAGCCACUGUCACCUGCCCACUUCAUUGGCCUAGGUCUGGCUCUGCCUGAGAGGCGCGGGAGCCUUCAGGCCCAGAGAAGGACAGUGCCAAGUGGCCCCAGGGGUGGCGAGGCCUUGGCGGGGCAGCCAGAGCUGUGCCCGCAUGGAGGCCAGCCUCAGAGACCAGCACUCAGCCUCACUCGCAGCCUGGGUCCUUGAAGCCGCAGGGCCAGGAGGCAGCCGGCUGUGCCCAGCAGGCCCAGCAUGCAGGAGGUGGGACAUUAGGCAGCAAGGCUGCUGCCAGAAUCAUUUCUCCAAUCAGUGUUUGGUGUAUUAUCCUUUUGUGAAUUUGGGUAGGGGGGAGGGGAGGGAUAAUUUAUUUUUAAAUAAGGUUGGAGAUGUCAAGUUUGGUCCACUUGCCAUGCAGAAAGAGACCACUAGAAGGCCCAUCAGGCAGUGGUAACAAUCAGUGGGCUUGCUGGAGGGCAGAAUUGCCAGAACCAGCCUGUCCUCUUCUCCGGGGCUCCAGGGAGAUGGCCAGGAUCUCAUGCCAGCGCCCUCCAGUUCAUGACACUGUUUGCCUUUCUUGGGGAGAAGAUGGGGUAUUCCCACUCUCCAGCCCCUAGCCAUCCCAACAGAGAAACCCUGGAGCCAUCCCUUCUAUGCCAACAAGACAGCUCAUGGCCUAGAGCAGAGAGAACUUUAGAGCUCAGGAGGCGACACCUGGCCCAGCCCGAUGGGAAGGGCCCCUUCCCCAGCUGCAGCUGAUCUAUGGGACAGUGUCCCAAGCCUGGACUGACCAACUUGUCAGCUGCCCUGGGUUUCAGCAACGAGAUUGCCAGGUCCUUGGGUUCUGCCUUCAGCCCGGGCCAGAUGGAAGUUAGGCCCAAGGAUCUUACCCAGGCUGUGGCAGCUAUCCUGUCAUGGAAGCAAUAAAGCUCUUCCCUGAAUCUG
Choloepus didactylus (southern two-toed sloth) is the source of this 2746-nucleotide messenger RNA. It is a transcript of the gene ST3GAL3, whose product is annotated as ST3 beta-galactoside alpha-2,3-sialyltransferase 3. The coding region runs from base 553 to 1761 and encodes 402 amino acids. Gene Ontology annotation, molecular function: sialyltransferase activity. The record is from RefSeq and is a predicted model, not a curated record. Lineage: Eukaryota; Metazoa; Chordata; Mammalia; Pilosa; Megalonychidae. The transcript is spliced from 15 exons.